This is a messenger RNA of Schistocerca cancellata (South American locust), 3156 nucleotides long. RefSeq names its product DNA repair protein XRCC2-like. Gene Ontology annotation, biological process: DNA strand invasion; double-strand break repair via homologous recombination. Gene Ontology annotation, molecular function: four-way junction DNA binding. Gene Ontology annotation, cellular component: centrosome; replication fork; Rad51B-Rad51C-Rad51D-XRCC2 complex. Lineage: Eukaryota; Metazoa; Arthropoda; Insecta; Orthoptera; Acrididae. The coding region runs from base 134 to 967 and encodes 277 amino acids. The record is from RefSeq and is a predicted model, not a curated record. The transcript is spliced from 2 exons.
AAUCAACUUUUGCUGUAUUUACAUGCCUUCCGCGUUUUUUAUAAUCUUUGAAAUGGAUUUGUUUUCCCCGCGAAAAGUACUUAUUUUGAGUGUCGUGUAUUCAGUGUAUUGAAAUGUAAUUUUUUUGGUUGUAAUGGCAUUUCAAUGCGAUGCGGAAUCCGGAGUUCAGUUUCUAUCCAGAUGUGGUGCCAAUUUGAGCCUUAAAGGGAUAGAUACGGUGAUAUUUGAAACUGGCCCCGAAUUAAAUGAUGUGAUUGAAAUUACUGGCGAUCCAUCGUGUGGAAAGACGUUACUUGUGACGAAGUUUUUAGUGAAAUGCGUAUUACCGAAAGAAUGGGGAAAAUUCCAUAUUGGCGGGCUGAAUGUUGGGGCUAUAUUGAUGGAUACAGACCAUCACUUUCAUUUGCUAAAACUUGUAAAUUUGAUGGAGCUACAUCUUAUGAAAUGUAGGACACAUAGUGAAGAUGUUGAGGACAACAAAACAGUGUUAGAUUCGGCGACGGUGGAGAAAAUAAUCAAGGAAUCUCUAAGAAAACUUAUAAUUCUUAAAUGCUACGACAGUGCACAGUAUCAAAUUACAUUGCAUUCUUUAGAAAGGCUGUUAAGCGUCAACCGAUAUGUUAGUCUGCUGGUGCUAGAUAGCAUAACGGCGUACUAUUGGCAGGAUGUAGCCCAAGGUGGCGUUCGUAAAAUGGAUCUUUACGUGAAGAAAAUGCUUCAGACGAUAAAGGAGUGCCUAAUGGAGUAUAAACUAGUGCUAAUGUAUACCAAGCAAACAUAUUUCCAAUCAACAAAAUCUUCCACAGACGGUCAUGAUGAUAAGACCACACCUACAUACAGAAUUCAUCUCCAGCAGUGUCAGGGCCAAUUGAAUAAUAAUCUGUUCUAUGCACAGAUUAGUGGACAAGGCAAAACUAAAUGUAUUUUGUAUAAAAUUGAUAACAGUGGUUUAAUAUGGAAUCCUUAAAGCAGCCAUAGUCUUAUAUUAAAGUUGAGUUCUGAUACCAUCAAUUUACUAUUCUUCGUUUGCUAUUUGUUAGAAUAUAUUCAGCCAUGUUUUUUUUUACAGUGUAUCAAGUGUGAAUUAUCUGUAUUAUGUGUUAUAGUUAGUUUAUGAAUGAAAUUUAAUUUCACAUCGUGAGUACUUCUUUUAUUAUGAUCUUGAAAGACCUCGGAUUGUUAAUUUUGAUAGCCAACACUUGGAAGAAUUUAUUUUUCUGUUUUAAGCAUAAUUUUUGUGAUAGUUGCACUAUGGGAGGAAGGGAAAAAAACGUUUCUUUUCGAAGUAUAGUUUUUGUAGGAGAGUAGAAAAUUUAAAGUUCUAAGGGAUGAAGCAGAAAGGAUGAGUCAUUUCUGGGAAAAAUUGUAGAAACAUUCUGGCAAUGGUAGGCCCUAAUUGGGUAAUAUGUAAGAAAGCAAUCUGAAUCCUUAAAGAUCAAAUUUUGAUGCCAUGAAAUUAGUUGAUGUGGAAGAUAAUGGUGGUAGAUAUGCAGGAAGAGCUUCUAGAGGAAGAUUACAUUUUAAUAAUAUUUCAACAAGCUGCUAGAUAUUGUGGAAUUCAAAGAACAAGGGAGUAGCCAGGAAUAUGUAGCAGAUGGACAGGUUAGUGAAAGAGAGGUACUGUUGGAAUGACUCAAAUACAUGUUGUGGGCAAAGUCGCCGUUUGUGAUAUUGUAAAAUGCUUACAUUGGCAAAUAUAAACAAUUAGACCAGUACAGCUAUGAUGCAGUGACACAUUCCAUUAGUACACUAUUUGUUAGUACAUACUGUUAUACAUAAUUAAAGAGUUUUGACAAAAGCUUUGUGGCUGUUGUACUAGUAUGGCGCAAACAAUCUACUGUUAGUAUGAAGUACCAUAUGACACACGAAAUUUUCAUUGUUGUGAGUAGUAUAUUUUGCUCUGUGGUAAUUUGGAUGUUAUCUAUCCUCUUUUCCUCUCUCUUGCUCCUGCUGUGCUUUUAAGGAUUUCUUAAUUUCUGAGUCAGUGGAUAUAAUGGCAUAAAAUGCUCCUGCGUAAGAAGUAUUUACGUUGUAGUUAGUGCCAGAGAGUUCCCAUGCAAUUCUUGAUGCAAGUGUACAUGGUAAGGAUGGAAUCGGUAACAUGUAAGAAUAUGAUGUACUCUGGUUUUAGGAAUGCUAAUCUUGUGUUCAAGCUGUCGUGUGCUCACAUGUGGAUUCAUAGCAAUGGAAGCAGUAACUUCGGCAGCUUUGUCUGUGCGAGUGCUACGACGAUUGCGUUGUCGUGGGUUGAAACUUCCCGUUUCCUGAAGCUUCAUAACAAGACGAGAAAACAUCCGUCGGGAAGGUGUCACCUUCAUGCUUUUCACACCAUGCUGCAUUACUGCUCACGUUUUGUUUAUUAACAUAUGGCCUUCAGCAAGUACAAUGUCAUAGUUACCCAGAAGGAGAGAUGGUUUUAGGAACCAGAAGAAUAACAAAACAUAUUCAUGUCCUAGAUCUCUACAUUUUAAUUCACCCUGGUGAUGAAUAAUGAUAUCUCAAAGUGGUGAAGCAGACCUGAAAAGCAUCUACCAAGACUGGUUGCAGCAUGAAGUAUCUUACUUAUCCUAGUAAUAAGCUCACCUAGGGAAUGGUGCUUUAUUAAAACUGGCGUAUUAUUAACACAUCAUGGCAGACAAUUAAAUCCAGAACACUGAUCAGAGUGAUCUACUGAUGAUCAACAGUAACUAUAAAUUGUCUUCUGUAUAAGCAAAUGAAAAAGUGGAAAGUUACAGCAGUAUGUAUUUAAUGUUCUUAGGAUGUUUUCCUUAUAAAGGCAGUAGUCUUCUGAAUUUCAGGGACAGUAUUCAGUAAUGUGUACAUAGUUUUUUCUGUUACUGAUAGGCAGAAUAAGGUUGCCUUUUAGAAAUGAGUUGUUUUUUUUUUUCUGUGAAUAUACUGAAAUAUCAAAUUAUUUUCCACAUGCUGUAUGAAGUUAACUGUGUCAUGUAAACUUUCUUGGAGACAUUGCUUUUGUAUACUCCAUUUUGGAUAUUCCAGUGUUUAAUUACCUAUAAAGGAUAGAUAAUCAUUAGUCGUCUAUAAUAAGUUUGUUUGAAGAACAACACACAACAGAGUUUUCUAUUUUUUGGAUAUGUAGGUGAUCUUCACUUUUCCAUUAUACAAGGAACAUGCCACACACAUUUUGAAGUUGUU